AUGCUCGAAGACCCGUCCUAUGCGCAGAUCGUCAGAUGGGGAGACGACAGAGACAGCUUCGUCGUCCUGGAGGUCCGUCUCUCUCUCUCUCUCUCUCUCUCUCGCUUCUUAUACUUCUAUCCAGUUUCUAAUAAUCCUGUAGUGCGAGAAGUUCACCAAGUCCAUCCUGCCGAAGCACUUCAAGCACAGCAACUUCGCCAGCUUCGUGCGCCAGCUCAACAAGCGUGGGAGUUUAAACACCCCGAGUUCAAGGCCGACAACAAGGACUCGCUCGACAACAUCCGCAGAAAGGCGCCGGCGCCGCGCAAGCAGGCGCCCGCCAAGGAAGACUCCAUCCCCACACAGCAGCUCGACCUGCUCAACUCCCAGCUCCUCGCCCAGCAGCAACAGCUCCAGCACCUCACCGAGCGCAUCUCCCAGACCAGCAUCGAGCACCAGAUGGUCCUCCAGGAAGUCCGCCGCGUCCAAAAGUCCGUCCUCGGCCACGACCAGGUCGUCCACUGCAUCCUCACUUACCUCCACUCCCUCGACGCCCGCCAGAAGAGAGACUCCCGCGCCGCCGCCGCUGCUGCCAGCCUCUCCUUCCAGUCCCAGCCCACCGAUCUCAGCCCGUCGCAGGUCGCCGGCAUAGAUGAGAACCCGGCUGCCUCCCCUUUACAGCAUGCAACAAAGCUGCUCAACGAGAUGACCGCAGAGAACCAGUUCAACUUCUCCGCCCUCGAGGGGAUAGUCGCCGCCACCCCACCCCUCGACCCCCAGCAGCAGCAGCAUCAUCAGCAACAACAGCAGCAGCAGGCCGCCGCAGCCGCAGCCGCAGUUCAGCAGCAACGAGCCAACGCUGCCGCUGCUGCUGCCGCCGCGGCCGUCAACGGGGUCAACGGGGUCAACGUCGUCGGUGGUGUCGUCGGGAUGACACCGCCCACCUCUGCCGCCGCCGCAGCCCAGCAGCAGGCCGCCUCGCUCUCUUCUUACCCCAAGAUGAACGGCGAGCUCGAGCAGGUGGUCUACCCGGUCGGCGCAACCAACGGCAUAGACCCCAUGUACAGCGAGCACGUCAACAACAUCCCUUACCCGCUACCCACCAACUCCUCUGCAAAUAAGGACAUGGACGUCCCGGACGUACGGCGGCAGUACCCAGUCGGCAACGACGGCCGGAAGAAGAGCAUCUACCCGGACCCAGGCUGGGCGCGGAGUCCGCACAUCCUGCUCGUCGAAGAUGACCAGACCUGUCGCCAGAUCGGAGGGAAAUUCCUCUACUCUUUCUCCUGCAUCGUAGACACCGCA
Trichophyton verrucosum HKI 0517 is the source of this 1284-nucleotide messenger RNA. RefSeq names its product stress response transcription factor SrrA/Skn7, putative. Gene Ontology annotation, molecular function: DNA-binding transcription factor activity; sequence-specific DNA binding. The transcript has 2 exons. Lineage: Eukaryota; Fungi; Ascomycota; Eurotiomycetes; Onygenales; Arthrodermataceae. The record is from RefSeq and is a predicted model, not a curated record. Gene Ontology annotation, biological process: regulation of DNA-templated transcription; phosphorelay signal transduction system. The annotation marks the transcript as partial.